Molecule: messenger RNA, 1659 nt
Organism: Capronia epimyces CBS 606.96
Lineage: Eukaryota; Fungi; Ascomycota; Eurotiomycetes; Chaetothyriales; Herpotrichiellaceae
Exons: 1
Coding region: 1-1659 (552 amino acids)
Molecular function (GO): FAD binding
Source: RefSeq, a predicted model, not a curated record
AUGUCGUCCAUCCACAUUCCAGUUUUGAUUGUUGGAGGUGGUAUAGUCGGGCUCUCAGCUUCUCUUUUUCUCUCCAGCCAUGGUGUCGAGUCGCUUUUGGUCGAGCGCCAUGCGAGCACCUCUAUCCAUCCACGAGCCCGUGGACUCAACCGCCGAACAAUGGAGCUGUACCGCGAGCUAGGGAUCGACGAGGCUGUUCGGGCCGCAGGCGCAUCUCUGGCGCCUAGCUGGGGCAUCUAUCAUGGCUCGUCCAUUGUCGAAGUUGUCGAAGGCCUUACCCGCAAAGAAAGGUCGGAGCCGCGCAAAUUGCCAGGGGCGGCAUUCUCCAGCUCUCUUGGCCCAGUCGAGGGAAUCCGGGGAACACAAGACAUGAUCGAGCCCGUUCUACUAACAGCUGCUCGUGAUCGGGGAGGCGACCUGCGAUUCAACACCGAAUGCCUGACCCUCGAGCAGGACGCCAAUGGCGUAUCUGCAACGUUGCGCGACCGGUCAAGGAAUGUCGAACUUACCGUUCAUGCAGCGUACGUGAUUGCUGCUGAUGGGGCUGGCAGUCCAGUUCGGCGACAGCUUGGUGUCCAGACCACCGGGGCUGGGACACUGGGACAUCUCUUGAACAUCCUGUUUGAAGCCGAUCUCGGCGAGCUAGUACGGGGUCGUGAGAUCAGCAUGUGCUCAGUUGACCGACCAGAAGUGAGGGGUUUGUUUACGGCCAUCAAUAAUCGCGAACGAUGGGUGUUCCACCUUGCCUAUGAUUCCCAAAAGGGGCAAAGGAUUGAAGACUUCCCCCCCGAUCGCUGCCAGGAGCUGAUCAAAAUUGCUCUUGGCUUGCCCGACGUUGAACUUGAGAUCAAAAGUAUUCUGCCCUGGGAACCGACUGUACGGGUUGCAGAGACAUUCCAACACGGACGGGUGUUUCUUGCUGGAGAUGCAGCCCACCAAAUGCCACCUUGGGGCGGGCAAGGCGCAACCACCGGCAUCGCAGAUGUUCACAAUCUAGCCUGGAAGCUGGCAGCAGUCCUACACGGACAAGCAACAGCCUCACUGCUAGGAACUUACGAUGCUGAACGGCAUCCUAUCGGGCGUCUUGUUGCUGAGGAAUCAGGCGCCGCAUCCGACAAGUAUGGCUUGUUCUCCAUGCAGAAAAACAUCCCAGCAAUACUGGGCUUGGUCCGUCGACUACCAAGGCUCCCAGGAUAUGGCUAUGUCUAUGCCUCCGAGGCAGUCUGGACGGAGGAUACUACACCUCUGUUAUGGAGGAUGACGCGACUACUGCCAUCUGUGUCCCAGGUUCUCGGCCUGUGCGGAUCAGCCGGGUCUCGCAGUCCACACAUCUGGGUAGAGCACCAGGGCCGUCGGGUGUCCACGCUUGAUUUGCUCGGGAAGAGGUUUGUGAUUAUUGCGGGAGCGGAUGGAAAUGGGUGGUGUGAGGCUGCCCCGAGGGUAGCUUCGUAUCUGGCUCUUGACAUCGUGGCGUACUGUGCCGGACCUGCUUGCGAACUGGUGGCGCCCGAGGGUGCCUGGGAGUCGGCGGCUGGUAUCUCUAUCAGAGGAGCAACGUUGAUUCGCCCCGAUGGAUUUGUUGCCUGGCGUGCGUGGGGCAUUCCUCCGGAUAUUGACCAAAAGCUCGAAGAUGUGUUGAAGCAUGUGCUUUGCAGGUAA